GUUUUUGAUGUUAGUUUGUCUGUCUUGAAGUGGGAGUGUGGAACUGAAGCCGACUGGGAACAACGUUAGGGUUUUAGCUUUGGAAGCUUCGUCUGUCUCCGCUGCCUUACCAUAAAGCAAAAGCAUCAGCUUACGAGAAAAAGCAAUCGAUGGAAGCUGGAGAUGGAGGCGUUGACAGAGUCGUUGACUCUAAGGAUUUACAGCAGCAGAGCAAAGCCUUCGACAAACUCGUCGAUCGCGUCGAAGAUCGCCAGCUUGAUUCUUCUCGUGCCCAAACGGCCAUGGCAUCGAUUGCAGCGUCCGCUGAAGCGGAAAAGAAUGCUAUGAGAAUGAGAGAGAAAGAAUUAGCUGCUGUUAAUAUCAAUACGGCUGAUGUGGGCAUCAUUGCAAACGAGCUAGAGUUGGACACAAUGGUGGCUGAGAGAACUCUCCGUGAGCACAAGGGUGAUGCUGUUGCUGCUAUUCAAUCCUUGCUUCGCUAGACCAACUUGGUGAAAUAAAUUGAUAUUUCUUAAGUUUUUGCCAAAAAUCAUCUGUAAGAUGGAGAUUGUUGAAAUAUUAACAUGAAUAGAUACAGCACCACAGUCAGCAGUGUAAACUAUUUAGAAUCACUCAACUCUAUUCUAAUGACGGUGGCAGCUAUGCAUAUUGUUUUCCCAUCUAGAUAUGUUUAAAAUUUACCCUUUUUUUCAUGCA
This is a messenger RNA of Theobroma umbraticum, 696 nucleotides long. Its product is annotated as DNA-binding enhancer protein-like protein. The record is from RefSeq and is a predicted model, not a curated record. NCBI's taxonomy places the organism in Eukaryota, Viridiplantae, Streptophyta, Magnoliopsida, Malvales, Malvaceae. Gene Ontology annotation, biological process: negative regulation of apoptotic process; protein stabilization.